Alosa sapidissima (American shad) is the source of this 972-nucleotide messenger RNA. RefSeq lists its product as uncharacterized. Gene Ontology annotation, molecular function: MHC class II protein binding; protein tyrosine kinase binding. The transcript is spliced from 6 exons. The record is from RefSeq and is a predicted model, not a curated record. The coding region runs from base 1 to 972 and encodes 323 amino acids. Gene Ontology annotation, biological process: T cell activation; interleukin-15-mediated signaling pathway; positive regulation of ERK1 and ERK2 cascade. Gene Ontology annotation, cellular component: membrane raft; external side of plasma membrane. NCBI's taxonomy places the organism in Eukaryota, Metazoa, Chordata, Actinopteri, Clupeiformes, Clupeidae.
AUGGCAAAGCUGCACAACCCAACAGUAGGACUACUGCUGACCGUGCUGCUGCUACUGCAAGGUUCCAGAGGAGACUCUAUCCCUGUGUUCUCCAGUGCUGGAGGUGCUGCCACUCUGCCCUGUAAGAAUGGGAUCUCACAUGACUCAAGCUGCUCAACAACUACUUCAUCAAUUACAUGGAUCUACAGCGGGAGGGGAAAGGCUGCUGUUGAAAAAGUCCAGCUUGGGAAGAUCAUACCAGAGAACACACACAGAGCUGAGAGACUGAGUCUGCUCUCUAACUGUUCUCUCCACAUUACUGAUGUCACCACUGAGGAUGUUGGACUCUACAUCUGUCAGCAGUACCCAAAUGGAGGAUCUAGAUAUGGAUAUGAUGCUCCGGUUUAUCUCUCUGUUCUUUACAUUUCCUCAACAGUGAAUGAGAGAGAGGCUGGCAGUGAUGUGAACCUGCUCUGCACCCUGAAGAUCUAUGCAGAUCGAAGUGUACCUGAUCUCGUUCGUCUGAGCUGGGUGGGUGAGGGAGGGGAUGAGCUGCAGAACACCAGCAGCCUCCAGAUCAGGAGAGUGACUCCCUAUAUAAUCAGACUGAUUGAGAAGUUCAGAACUUCAAACCCCACUCACACUCAGAGCACAAGGAGAUGCCAGCUGACUGCAGGAGGGCACGUUCACGCUUCUGUCUCCCACACAGUCACAGUGCCAGUGAAACCAACUAGAACUCCAGUGGUGACAAGAGGACCUGCACCGCCACAACCAGCAACUCCACCACAACCUCCAUCAACUCCACCCAAAACAGCACUCACUCCUACUCCAACUACAGGUUCUCCAUCUGGCCUGGAGGCUGCCAUCAGACUCAGCAUCUUCUUCAUGGUGCUGAUUGUUCCUGGACUCAUUGGAACUGUUUAUUUAGUGAGGAGGAGGAAGCAGACAAGUAGAGAGGACCCUCCAGCCACGGAGCUCCAGGUGCGGAACUAA